CAACGCCGUGCUACCGGGUUUUAAGCAGGUAAAUCUGUGACUGGCGAGUGUUUCCGUAGACUUGUUCUAGGUGAGACGUGUGACGGUCGCGGUAUCCCCCCGGUGGAAAACAAUAUGUCUGGGAGCCAUCCAAUUCUGUGCUUGACACUGCUACUGAAUUAUGCAACAUGUGCAUGUUCUUACAACCUCGUCCUUCUCCAUACCAACGAUGUCCAUGCACACAUCGAAGAGAUGAACAAAUACGCCAGUGGGUGCAAGGCCAGCGACAGGGACAAGGGGGAAUGUUACGGAGGGGUGGCGCGGAGGGUGACCAAGAUCAAUGAGAUCCGGGGCAUGGAUCCUGACCAUACCCUCCUGCUGGAUGCUGGGGAUCAGUUCCAGGGGACACUCUGGUUCAAUAUAUACAAUGGACAGGAAGCGGCCAGGUUUAUGAAUGAAAUGAAAUACGACGCCAUGAGCCUAGGAAACCAUGAGUUUGACAACGGAGUAGAAGGCUUAAUUCCAUUUAUGGAGAAUGUGACUUUCCCCAUCGUCUGCUGUAAUCUUGACACGUCUCAACAGCCCAAUAUGAUAGGAUUAUUCAGCCGACAUGAAAUCCUUAACAAGGGAGGUAAACGGAUCGCCAUUAUCGGGUACCUGACAGAAGAUACAUCCUUUAUCUCUAAUCCAGGUAAACAUUUACAUUUUUACGACGUUGUUGACUCUGUCAAAGCUGAAGUUCAGAAAAUCAAAUCCAUGACACCAAAGGUCGACAUUCUGAUUGGCGUCGGCCAUUAUGGCUAUGGAAACGACAAAAAAUUAGCGCAUGCCGUGCCCGAUCUUGACAUCAUAGUUGGCGGUCACACCCAUACGUUCCUAUACAAUAUGACGGGUCCACUGCCCUCAAAUGAUGAACCAGAGGGACCGUACCCGACCAUCGUUGACCACGGCACAAGAAAAACUCUGAUAGUUCAGGACUAUUUUGCCGGGAAAUAUCUUGGAUUCCUAAAUAUCACGUUCGAUUCCAACAACAAUGUGGAAUCCUGGGACGGUUUGCCGAUACUUUUGGACAACAAUACUCUGCAAGACCCGAAUAUACUGGCGGAAGUGACGGAGAUGAGUAAGGAGUUGGAAGCAGAGAAGCAGAAAGUUGUGGGAUACUCAGCAGUGUACCUAGAAGGCGACUCCAAAGUCUGCCGACUGAUGGAAUGUAACCUUGGAAACCUCAUCACCGACGGAAUGGUUAGUCACCAUGCUCAUAAGAUACCCCUUAAUGGAUCAUGGAGCGACGCAGCCAUUGCUAUUCUCAACUCCGGCGGAAUCCGAGCACCUAUUGAAAGAGGGAAUAUUUCGCGAGGAGAUGUUUUGACAACCAUGCCUUUCAGAAACAAUGUAGAUCUUAUUAAUCUCCAAGGGAAAUAUCUCCGACAGGCACUGGAGCAUUCGGUGCAGCAUUAUGACAAGCUGAACAGAGCAGGAGCUUUUCUUCAGGUGUCAGGACUGAGGGUUACCUAUGACCUGUGUAAACCCCCGGGUCAGCGUGUGGUGUCCGCUUACACGCGCUGCCGUCGAUGUUCCAGUCCCAGGUACUCUCUCCUAAACGACGACAAAAUCUACACCAUUGUAACCUUGGACUUCGUGAUUCGUGGAGGGGACGGGUUCAAGGUCAUUCAUGAUCACCAUACCGACCACCAGCCAUUCAAUGAAAUAGACAGCGAUGUAUUUACUUCUUAUCUCCAAUCAAAUAGUCCAAUCAUCAAAGGAGAGGAAGGAAGGAUAACUCUGUUAGAAGACUGUGCAGCGAGUAACUCAAUGAUUAUCAAACCUAACGCAUUCAAUCUUUUUGUUAUUCCGUUGGUUUUCUUUAACAUUCUUCUGUGUUUGCUUUAAAGGUUCUGUAAGUUCAAAUAAAGGUUGAAACACGUUC
Molecule: messenger RNA, 1906 nt
Organism: Magallana angulata
Lineage: Eukaryota; Metazoa; Mollusca; Bivalvia; Ostreida; Ostreidae
Product: snake venom 5'-nucleotidase-like
Exons: 9
Coding region: 115-1869 (584 amino acids)
Biological process (GO): nucleotide catabolic process
Molecular function (GO): nucleotide binding; metal ion binding; hydrolase activity, acting on ester bonds
Source: RefSeq, a predicted model, not a curated record